This is a messenger RNA of Paramecium tetraurelia, 498 nucleotides long. RefSeq lists its product as uncharacterized. NCBI's taxonomy places the organism in Eukaryota, Ciliophora, Oligohymenophorea, Peniculida, Parameciidae. The record is from RefSeq and is a predicted model, not a curated record. The transcript has 2 exons.
AUGUAAAAACUUGGCUAAAGAUAAGUUAAUGAAUUGAAUGAGGAUUAAAAAAUACCCAAGAUGAAGAGAGUCAAAAAAAGAUUUAGACAUAGUUAAUUUCAAUUGACAACAAAUCCUAAAGAAGGCCAAAUUGGAGCAUCAACCUUGAUGUAAAGUAAUGCUUCUUAAAUUGAUCGAAAAUUAUAAGCAGAAAUUGCUUAUAAUGGAUAAUAAACUUAUGCCAUCUCACUUCAAAAGUUGUAAAACAAAGACCACUAGAAGUUAGAUCAUAAUUAUUUGAGGAAAUUAUUGUAUUUUCUAUUGUGUAAUGAGAUUGAUAAAAUUAAAGCCUUUGCAUCUUGUUUAUAAGAAGAAUUGUACAUUGACUAUAGUUUAAUGGCUCAAAAUACGUUGAGUGUCAUCCAAAAAUAUUAAAUCAAAUUCCAGACUAGAAUUUAAAUCUGGCUCACUAUAUACUAUUAAAGUUUUAUCCAAUAAUGUUCACUUAAUUAUAAUUGA